Messenger RNA from Drosophila elegans, 2550 nucleotides. It is a transcript of the gene scalloped, whose product is annotated as protein scalloped. The coding region runs from base 500 to 2545 and encodes 681 amino acids. Gene Ontology annotation, biological process: hippo signaling; embryonic organ development; regulation of transcription by RNA polymerase II. The record is from RefSeq and is a predicted model, not a curated record. Gene Ontology annotation, cellular component: transcription regulator complex. The transcript has 12 exons. NCBI's taxonomy places the organism in Eukaryota, Metazoa, Arthropoda, Insecta, Diptera, Drosophilidae. Gene Ontology annotation, molecular function: DNA-binding transcription factor activity, RNA polymerase II-specific; RNA polymerase II cis-regulatory region sequence-specific DNA binding.
ACGCUGACGUCGGCGUCGUUCUUUGUAUUGAUUCGAAUUUGGAUUCAGUCGAUGAGUUUCUCUCGCUUCUGCGCGUUGCGUUUUUCGCAGUGUUUCCGCGAUUUUUCGUUUUCGUUGUCGUUGUCGUCAUCGUUGUGUGCGCCGCCUCGCCUCCUCUCAUUUCAGCCCCCUUUUCGUACAGCCGUGAGCGGCUGUCACAGUUCCAGACGCUGCUUCCACCACAACGAUCCGCCGUUAUCACGGGAAUAGAUAAUAAAAACACCAUAAUAUAAAGCCUGUUACUUGUUUGCCGAAAGCAAAAACAAAAAACAAAAAAAAAAAACAACAAAAAAUCUAACUAACUGUUACAAACGAAUACGAAUAAUAAUAAUAAGAGUGCCUUUGACCAGCCGAGACGACGGUGACGGUGACGGUGGUGACAUCAGAGUCUAAAUCUAGCGCCAACAGAUUUUAAUUCCGUGAACUAGGCGACGCCGCACAGUAAAAGUAAGCUGGCUGCAUGAAAAACAUUACCAGCUCGAGCACUUGCGGCACUGGGCUGCUGCAACUGCGGAACAACCUCGGCUGCACUGAGUUGGACGUUGCGGAGAAAACAGAACAACAGGCAGUUGGACCCGGCACCAUACCAUCACCGUGGACACCAGUGAAUGCCGGUCCUCCAGGUGCACUUGGAUCGGCAGACACAAAUGGCAGCAUGGUGGAUAGUAAAAACCUGGAUGUUGGUGAUAUGAGCGAUGACGAAAAGGAUCUUUCGUCCGCUGAUGCCGAAGGUGUAUGGAGCCCAGACAUCGAACAGAGCUUUCAAGAGGCUUUAUCUAUUUAUCCGCCGUGCGGACGUAGAAAAAUCAUCUUAUCCGACGAGGGUAAAAUGUACGGUCGCAACGAACUGAUCGCACGAUACAUCAAACUGCGCACGGGCAAGACGAGAACCAGGAAACAGGUCAGCUCGCACAUCCAAGUGCUUGCUCGGCGGAAACUCCGCGAGAUCCAGGCGAAAAUCAAAGUUGAAACCAAUGGUGUGUCCUUGCAUUUGUUGAAUGAGAAAGAGCAGACGUUGCAGGUCAUGAGCACAAUGACCAGUUCGCAGAUCGUCUCCGCCCAAGCGGCCAACAAUCUGGCAUUGGCCGCCUCGGCAUUAUCGGCAUCGGUAUCGGUAUCAUCGGUGUCGUCGGUGUCUGGUGGUGCAGUUGGUGGUGCACUUGGCGGUGCAGUUGGCGGUGCAGUUGGCCACCAUGCGAGGCAUCUCUCUUUGACCCAUUCCCUGCCCCUGCAUCGGCAUCCCGCGGUAAUGGGCAAUGCCUCAUCCGCCUCCACCUCCGGACCGCCGACUUUGGCUCCUUCGCCACGGCAGCAGCACCACUACCACCAUCACCACCAUGCGCACCUACCAGCCCACCAGCACCAUCAGCACCACCACCACCACCACCAUUCCCAUUCACAUCCCCAUUCGCAUUCGCAUUCGCAUCCCAACUUGCCGCCGCACCUACCGCAUAGUCAUAUGCAUCCCCAUCACCAUCACCAACAUGCGGCAGCCGUUGCGGCGGUGUAUCACCUACAACAGCAACAGCAGCAGCAGCAGCAACAGCAACAGCAACAGCAGCAACAGCAACAUCGCCUCAGCGAUACGGACAAUGUGGAUUCAGUGGCUCAAAGUGGAUCCACAGCGGCGACGCCACCACCUGCUCCUCCGCCGCCGGUGCCACUGCACCACCCGCCGUUGUAUUCUGGCCAAUUCUGGCAGCCAGGACUCCAGCCGAGCACGUCCCAAGAUUUCUAUGAUUACAGCAUCAAGCCCUUCGCCCAGCCGCCCUAUCCCGCCGGCAAGCCCUCGACGGCCGUAUCCGGGGACGAGGCCGGCAUUCCGCCCUCACAACUGCCCUGGGAGGGCCGAGCCAUUGCCACGCACAAAUUCCGCCUACUCGAGUUCACGGCGUUCAUGGAAAUCCAGAGAGAUGAUAUGUAUAACCGUCACCUGUUUGUUCAACUGGGCGGCAAGCCAUCCUUUUCCGAUCCCUUGCUUGAGACUGUCGAUAUCCGACAGAUAUUCGACAAGUUUCCGGAAAAGUCCGGGGGGCUCAAAGAUCUCUACGAAAAGGGUCCACAGAAUGCGUUCUACCUGGUUAAGUGCUGGGCGGACCUAAACACCGACCUGACGACCGGCAGCGAAACGGGUGAUUUCUAUGGCGUAACCAGCCAAUAUGAAAGCAACGAGAAUGUCGUGCUCGUGUGCUCCACGAUCGUUUGCUCUUUUGGCAAGCAGGUGGUGGAGAAAGUGGAAAGCGAGUACUCUCGACUGGAGAACAAUCGCUACGUCUACCGUAUUCAGCGAUCACCGAUGUGCGAGUACAUGAUCAACUUCAUUCAGAAGCUGAAGAACUUGCCGGAACGCUACAUGAUGAACAGUGUGCUGGAGAACUUUACAAUAUUGCAAGUAAUGCGAGCACGCGAAACGCAGGAGACUCUUUUGUGCAUAGCCUAUGUUUUUGAGGUGGCGGCUCAGAACAGCGGCACCACCCACCACAUAUACCGUCUGAUUAAGGAAUAGCAAAA